Messenger RNA from Panicum virgatum (switchgrass), 7774 nucleotides. RefSeq names its product TPR repeat-containing protein ZIP4-like. The coding region runs from base 469 to 3300 and encodes 943 amino acids. The record is from RefSeq and is a predicted model, not a curated record. Gene Ontology annotation, biological process: regulation of synaptonemal complex assembly; meiotic cell cycle. Gene Ontology annotation, molecular function: protein binding. NCBI's taxonomy places the organism in Eukaryota, Viridiplantae, Streptophyta, Magnoliopsida, Poales, Poaceae. The transcript is spliced from 12 exons.
CAAUCACAUUUUUUUUAUCAACAGGUCUCAGCAUUACAGGACGACAAACAGAAAUUGCAGGGGAGGAUUCAAUUGUUCUUGGAUAACAAAGGAUUAAAACAUUAAUACAAACAGUGAAUCUCGUAGUAACUAGUGAGAAUCGAGAAAAUUUUGCAGUGGAAUUUGGGAUCAUUUUUUUACCUUCAAAAAGGAAUUUGGGAUCAUUUUUCAGUGGAAAACAAUGAUGCAGCCAGUUCAUUCGUUCAGUUCUCUUCCAGAAUGCUCCCUGUAUAAAAACGGAGCAGGCGAGCAGCUGGCACGGCAAUCAGCAACCAUUUCAAAAUUCGAAUUCUCCCCCACUUCCCCGUGCUUGAAUCUCUUCUCUUCUCCAGUCUCCGCCCGCUGCCGCCACUCCCACGCCUGACACCCCGCCUCCCUUGUCGCGCAAAACCACCCAAUUCGAUCGGAAGCUGCCGAAUCCUAAACCCCAUGAAGAUCUCCGAGCUCUCCCCCGAGUACCGGCAGCCGCCGCCGCACGCCGGCCUCCUCACCGACCUCAACAGGGUCGUCGCCGACGUCGAGGCGUUCGACACCUCCGAUUCCUCCUCCCCGGAGAAGCUCGCCGCCGAUCUCCGCCGCCUCCUCACCAACCUCGCCUCCGCCGCUUCCUCCUCCUCGGGCCUCGACGGGGCGUUCAGGGUCAAGGUGUGGCACCUCGCCUUCCGCCUCUGGAAUGCGUGCGUCGACCGCGCCAACCACAGCUUCCCCUCGAGGGUCGCGGAAGCGGAGAUCCGGCAGGCGGCGCCGGAGCUCCUCCUCGUCGCUGGCCUCCCGGAGGACAUCCCCGACGCCCCAGCGAAGGCGGCGUCCUUUUUCCACCGCACAGGACUGGUCUGGCUUGACCUCGGCCGCCCCGACCUCGCCUCCGCCUGCUUCGAGAAGGCCACGCCGCUGGUCUCCGCCGCCGACACGGAAGGGGAUCGGGCCGUCCUGCUGGACCUCAACCUCGCGCGGGCGCGCGCGGCGUCGAUCGUGGGCGAGCAAGCCCUCGCCGUCGCGCUGCUGAGCCGGUCCAAGCCCCUCGCGGCGUCGUCUCCGGAGGGCGUCAAAGCCCUCGCCGAGGAGUACCUCCGCAUCGGCCAGGCUGCCCUCGCCACGAAACCCCCGGAUCCCGCCAUCGACGCGUCCAGCCUCUUAACUGAGGCGCUUGAUCUCUGUGAGAAGGCCGCGGCCUCCCCGACCACGCCAACGACCCCGGGAUCCACUCCUGCAACUCCGAAUCUCCAAGGGAUCAAGGAUCAAUGCCUCCGCUUCCUCGCCGUCGAGCGUCUCGAAGCCAAAGACUACGAGGGCACCCUGCGCUGUAUUAGUGUCAGGAGAACCUUGCUGGGGCUGGGGGAGGAGCACCCGAGCAUUGGGUUCAUGGCGCUGCGCGCGUGCCUCGGCAGCGGGAACAUGGCGGAGGCCGAGAGGGAGCUCGAGACGCUCAUGGCGAACGCCAGAGCGCCGGACUUUCUGUGCGUGUCGGCAGCUGAGCUGUACCUUGCCAGCACGGGGCCGGAUGCUGCGUUUAAGGUGCUCAAUGUGCUUGCCGCACGGUGCUGUGCUGGUGCUGCAGCUGCUGCUGUGAGGGUGUUGAAGAAGGUGGUUGAGACUGCAGGCGGCGGAACUGGGCGUGCAAGAGUGAUUGCUGAGCUCGUGUCCGAUGAGAGGGUGGUGAAGCUGUUCGAUGGCCCUGCUAACACCCACGAGCGCAACACGAUGCAUGCAUUGCUAUGGACCUGUGGCACUGAGCAUUUCCACGCAAAGAACUACGAGAUCGGUGCAGAUUUGAUUGAGAGGUCAAUGCUUUAUGUUUCCCGUGAUGAGGAAAGCAGAUCCCGCCGCGCAGACUGCUUCCGAGUACUUUGCCUUUGCCAUAUGGCACUUCGGCAUCUUGAUCGAGCUCAAGAGUUCAUCACUGAGGCUGAGAAGGUUGAACCCAAUAUCCGCUGUGCUUUUCUGAAGUUUAAGAUCCUUCUGCAGAAGGAGGAGGAGGACGAGGCUAUCAAGCUGAUGAGAACCAUGGUGGGUUAUGUAGACUUCAACCCUGAGUUCCUGACACUCUCAAUUCAUGAAGCUAUGGCCUGCAAAUCUGUUCGUGUGGCAAUUGCUGCAUCGACCUUUCUUCUAGGUCUGUACUCUGCUGGAAAGCCAAUGCCAAUGACCGAGGCUGCUGUCCUCCGCAACAUUAUAGCCCUCCUUCUCCGUGAGCCAGGAUCUGAGGCUGAGAUCCUGAAGUACUCAAGACGUGCCAAGCUACGGAUGGCUGAGCUUGGCAUGGAAGCUGUUUGUGGCAAGGGAACUGUUGGGCUACGUGAACGGAAUUGGUUUGCAGUCAAGUUAUGGAAUAUGGCUAUAAAGAUGGCAAAGGAGAAGAAGUAUGAUUACUGUACUGAGUUCUUUGAGCUUGCAGCUGAAUUUUUCAGCUCAGGUAAUGGUGAGGAUGAUGCUAACCAUCUCUUGGUUUGCAAAUCAUUGAUCAUGAGUGUCGCUGCCAAGCUCCUUACUGACGAGCUAAACAAAUCUCCAUUAUCUGAUUCUGACCUUAAAAAGGGCAUUGAGAUGCUCAGCAGAGCUGGCAAGUUGCCUUCGGUUCUAAUGACCUCUGAUCAGUUGGAGGAUAAUAACUUGCCCUUUCUACAUACCUUCAACUUCUACAAGCUUCUCAACAGGAUGGACACUAGCGCACACCCUCAGCAGCUCCAAUUGGUCAAGAAUUUUGCUGCAUCUAAAGCAUGUACACCAGGUCAUCUUCUCAAACUUGAAGAAAUAGCUUCUCAAGGUACCCAACCAAACCUACAGGUUGCUGAGUUUCUCCUGAAGGCCAGCAUCACUACUGCCCUUGCUUCUCACUCGCCAAACUAUGGGAUAAUCAGCAUUGCCCUUAGAAGGUUAGCGCGCAUUGCUGGUCUCCAAGACUCCAGUGGUAGCAUGAGUGAUGCAGUCUAUGACGUAUUUCGACAAGCUUACCAGAUUGUGGUUGGACUUAGAGAUGGUGAAUAUCCAUUUGAGGAAGCACAGUGGCUUACAUUGACUGCAUGGAACAAGUCAGGUUUAGCUUCACGGCUUGGGCAAUGUUCAAUUGCUAGGAAAUGGAUGAAGAUGGCAAUAGAUCUUGCUCGGCAUUUUGAGAGCAUGAAGCAGUACGUAUCAGGAAUGGAGGAACACUUUGAGCGCUUUCAGAAAGUAUCUGGUAAAGAACCUGAUGAAUGUAGCCAGCAAGAUGGGGCACCAAGUACUAGCUUGUCUGGUAGCGUGUCUCAACCUGGAUUAGCUUAGACAUUUUGAACGGUGGAAAUUCAUGGCUGGAUAUAAAUAGAGCAUUUCUUUGAAUCAUACAUUUCAAUAUUCUUCGUCUGAUUGAUGUGCAGUUGUGCACACACAUAUUCUUUCAUUUGACGAUGAAAAUUGUUCAUCCAUUCAAUGAUCUGUAGACAAGUAUGUGGACUAUUUUCUUGGCAUAUAAAUGUCGGACUUUAAGUAUGCUUGUGUGCAGGGAAAAGUAAAAAAUUUCUCUUAUAUUGGGUGAUUUCUCUAUAAGUAUGUGGACCUUGCGUUGGCAUAAGGGUGUUCAAUUUUAGCAUGCUCAUGUAGUCAUGUGUAAAAGAGAUAUUGAUUGUGUGCAUUAAAAUCUAUUUUCACAGCAAAUUGGUUUUCUUGGACUAGUUUUCUGUUCAAGACCACCAGUCAGUGAACUCUGUAAGGACCUGUUAUCAUUUCAUUACCAUACUAUGGAGACCUCAUAGCCAUCCAAAUUAUUAUGGAAGAAAAUUGGGGUUGAAGAGGAGCAAAAAAAAGGACAUGAAACAUUCUACACAAACAAAGACCACCUAUCUGACAUACACUAUGCUGAACAUAACAACGGGGGUAAAAGUGAAUCCUUUUCCUUCAUGGAAUGACUGGUUUUCAUCUGUGAAUGCCUGUUUCCCUUUUGUUAUGGAUAUUCUAUUGCCUUACACAGGGACCAGGUUCUGCUGGUGAUGCACGACCAUAACCAGCUAGUGGUGCAGCAGCUACUCCUCUUUGGUUCAGCAAACACCUGAAGCGUGCCAAUCUUGAUGUUACUAAUCUUGUGUCAUUUGCAAGCUUCUCAAUCGGAGUCCAAAGUCUCUCUUCAAGGCAAUGCAAUGUAAGAGGAUUGGGGUUCGUUCAUGUAAAAUCCUUCCCAUGAGGCAUCCAAGUGAUCCAGGUACCACUUAUCCUGGUUGCUUACUAUGCAUCUAAGCCCUGCAGCAACAACUUUUGGUGCUACAUCUUCUCCAAGCCUGUUAAUUCGUGGGCAAAUCUGCCAACUGUUAACUAUUGAUAGCAAUAAGAAGAACCAGAAUGAACUUAGUAUGAGUAUGUUUUGUAAUGUACUACCUCCUUUUCUUUGUGUAAGGCGUAUUAGAUUUGAAAAGGUCAAACUUUGUAAGUUCUGUCCAACAAUUAGUUAAACUAUAUGCAUAUACUUGCUAAAAGUUGCUCCAAUAGAAUCAUAUUUCACAUAUCUUCAAUAUGCUAUCGAUUUUGUAGCAAUUGAUGAUGUAUUAUAAGAGAACUUGUUUGUCAAUAUUUCUUUCCAAAGUUUAAAGAAAAGGAGGGAAAAACUUAACUGAAUCUAAACUCUUAUUUCACUGAACAUGCAAGCAGGCCAAAAAUGGAAGACCUUUUGUUUCAGAACUGUAUUAGUUUGUGUGCUUUGCGGGUUGCAUGAUUAUUUCUGGGGCCUUAAGUAGCAAAAUUUGGCCUGGAGGACUCUGGACUGAGAGUUGUAGUACUUAUUGUUUCCCAGAGGGGCGGUUAAGCUAAGUACUGUAAUGACUAUAAUCUUUGCCCUCACAUAAAGAGAUAGAAGGGGGAGCUUGUUUUGGCUCUCUGGAACUUUUUUUAAAAAAAUUAUAUGCAUGCAUGCUGCAAGCUACUAUAAAUUCAAGGAAAGCAUCAUAUAAAACUGGGAGUCACUAUGCUACUGUUGCAAGCAAUUAAUUUCCUAUGUUACAAAUCAAGCACAGUGAGUAAAAUACCAGUUAUGCACCACAGUUUUACGAUCCAGUUUAUCUCCAAAAUUGUUAAAUGUUUCUUCCCUGUAAACAUAAAAGAUGUCUGUUAAAUUUUAGUGUCAAUAACUUUUUGGUGCCUGUCAGAUUGGCAAAUAGCAUACCAGUUAAUGAUAUCGUAGCCAUGUGAUAUUGCUAUCUUUUGAGAUCUUAAUACGAAAUCUCUGUAUGCAUCUGAUACAUUCAUAUGGUUAUUAUUCAACCUGUAAAAGGAUUAUCUUCCAUUAGUUCACUGAUACAAGAACAUGGCCAAAUUAUUUUCUAGUUAUGAUGAUAGGAAUUCAUCAAAACACCGUUAUCAAAUUAUGAGUUAUAUACCAUCCUUCAAUGUGUGGUGUUUUGGUCCAGCAGCCUGAAAUUCAGAGAGAGGAGUGAAUGGGUAUGGUUUAUAGAUCUACUAUUCUAUCACUGCAUUAUAUCAACUGAACAACUGCAGAUGCAAUCCUUGUGCUUACUUGUGUUUACUUCAUCACCGCCUAAGUGGGCAAAUUUGAACUUAAAAACCUUGCUAAAAUCUGAAAGACAAUGCAAACUUUGAACUCUGUUAGGCAGUUGUAAUAUAUUUACUAUUGGCUAUCAGUGGUGACUGUAUGCAGAUCAUGUAUUCAUUAUAUCUGGUUCCCUAUUUUAACUCUCUUUCAGGACAUGCCCACAAACUACUGAUCUUUUCAAAUAACAAACUUAGGAGCCACUUCAUUUUCGUUGACAAAAUCAUGAUGUACCUGAAAGAAUGCCAUCAAUGACUUCGAAUGUAAAGUUUUUACUGACAUCAAGGGGUUCUCUGCAGCUAUCUGAUGGCCACAAUGACGGGUAGCCAACGCCCCUGAAAAGAUACAAAUUUCACGAUUUUACUUGUUGAAUAACUCUAGUCUGUCACCUUGAAUGGCUUCAAUGCAUAAUAAUGAGUAUGGAUCUUCUCCACUGAAUGAUUCCAAGAACAUCAAUCUCAGCCAACACAUUUACACCUCGCCUUUCAGCAUACCUGCGAGGAGAGGUGUAGCUACCUAAGUUUUAUGAUGAUAAUAUCUAAUGGAGGUGAAGAACGGAUACAUCGAAUAUGCAAUAAAGAGAAUUACAAGAGAAAGGCCUAUUAAGAUGGUUUUGGUCAGCAAUAUGCAUGCUACAGGAGGUACUGAAGGCAUGAACUGCGCUAGGAUUCUCAGAAUUCAUUAUCAAGAAAAAAGGAAUUGCAGAAACUACAUUGGAUCUCCUGUAGUUGGAACAGUUAAGUUAUACGACUCAUCUGCGCCAAAGUUGAGCUGCAGGAGAUGAACAAUGCGAAGUAUAUUAAUUGAAAGAUGAAAAAUUCAAUCUGUAGAUGGACUUGCAGUUUGUCAGAUCAAACAAGCAGGUUACCUCAUCUUCAGGUGUAUGGACAACUAUAUUAACACAGAGCUUCUGUGUUCCAUGGGACACCGUCUUGGGCAUCGGCCACAAGUCGAUGUUGUCAGCAGCGAUGCAGGAUCCAAUUGCCAGAAAUGCUAGCAGCAGCCUCAGAGCCGGUGUCAUCUCUGCAGAGUGGUGACACAAUCUUUUCUUGGCAAGCUCGAAUGGCCAGCGUCACCUCCGAGAAAAAGAAAUGAUGGUGAAAAGAGAAGUCGCAAGGAAGAAUGCAGCAAUCUGCAAGCGUGAGGCGAGUACCUUUUCUCUCUCCUCCCCGAGCUGUCUGAAAGAGAACCAAUGGGAAAGCCAGUUGAACUCCUAUCUUAGGAUGAAGACGAGCGACGAGGAGGUAUAUGAGGAGGGGCCACCACGGGCAUUGCAGACUGGGGUCAAGGAGUGGUUAGAUGGAGGGAAGAAAAGGCAUGCACAGGCACAGGUAUGGUGCACUUCGGUGACCCAGAACAGGUACGGAUGGCCAGGCAAUCAGCUCAGCUCACUUAUAUGCUAAUUUUGGUAGCUUCACUGCUCCGUACCCAUGGCUCGCUCAUAACAAAUAUGUUUGCAGCUUAGCAGUUUCGUGAUAAAUACGUGCCUAAACGCCGGCCACGUUCUCCCAUUUUGUGCUAAUGCAUUUUUCAUUUUGACAUAAUAUGAACCGGAGGCACCGAGUGAUGAUUUUUUUAUUAUAUAUUCCUGGUUAUUUUGCAGAUCGCUGUGUCUGCUCUAGGGCUGCUGGCUGGCGAGAUGGUGGGAGUGGGGAGGUGCCGCGGGUUGUGGCUAGUAAAAAGGCGUGACAAGGAUCUGGUUGGUAGGUUGAUCACACUUUGUUGCCCGUUGUCACACUCCAACGGAGCGUCACGGCGCUGGCCCUCUCGAGGGAACCUUUAGCUUGUUUAACAGGCCUUCCCCUGCUGUUGGUGGCGGCGGCAUGGUGCAUGGCUUUGCAAUAGUGGGACUAUGCCACAUCCGAUCAUCCGAGCAGGAUUGAAGCUGCUAAGUCCUCCGUAGGUGAGCCAUCCUUAAGGAGUUGGUACACGGAAUUUGCGUGCUGGUGGUGGCUUGCUGAAAAGAUGAGUGGGGUGGCGCAAGAAAGGAACGCAUUGUGGACUUUAGGUCUUGAAACCCACGGCAUGAACUUGGGCCAGAUUUACUUUGGACAAACGGUUUUUUCCCAUUUUUGCUGAUCUGGCCCAUGCACCUGAAAGCGGACGGGGCUGAUCAGUAUUUUUGGCCCGUUAUCACUAGUCAGACGUUGUCGCUAACAUUAUCUUGUGGAUUGGGUCCAAUAAGGUUUCCCAAAUGGUCGCACAGUAACAUUAUCUUGUUCUGUA